AUGUUGCAAUACAACAUUCUUUGGCUUGAUGCCAAUGCGUCAGAUCCAAUGAGCAGUUUUCGUACUAAACUUGGCGAUGCGCAAACAUUUACAGAUGUAACUAGUUGCAUUCAAUAUGUUCAAUCUCAUCCAAAUGAACCUAUUUAUCUUAUUGUUUCGGGUUCGUUUGCUAAAGAAGCCGUUCCAAAAAUCUAUGAAUCCUCAAACAUUGUACAGAUCUUCCUUUUUUGCGGAUCAGUUUCUGCUUAUGCGGAAUGGGGAAUGGAUUAUUGUGAUAAAAUGAUGAUAUUUGAUCAUGGUGACGAUCUUUUAGAACGUUUAUGGAACGAUUUACAAAAAAAAUUACGGGAACAAGCGACACUAUGUUUUAAAAGUGCAGAGGAGUAUAAACAACGAGCUUUACAACAUAAAAAGUCAUAUAGUUAA
Molecule: messenger RNA, 426 nt
Organism: Rotaria sp. Silwood1
Lineage: Eukaryota; Metazoa; Rotifera; Eurotatoria; Philodinida; Philodinidae
Source: the annotation of a GenBank genome assembly